CGAGAUUCCGCGAGGUGAUAAGUUGAAGAAACAUGGCGUCGUCCAAUUUGUUAAAGAACAAGGGGUCCCUGCAGUUUGAGGACAAGUGGGAUUCGAUGCGACCCAUCGUUCUCAAGCUGCUCAGACAGGAAGCCGUCACCAAGCAACAGUGGUUCGACUUGUUCUCAGAUGUCCAUGCUGUGUGUCUAUGGGAUGACAAAGGACCAGCCAAAAUCCACCAAGCCCUCAAAGUGGACAUCCUAGACUUCAUUAAACAAGCACAGGCUCGGGUGCUGAGCCACCAGGACGACACAGCGCUGCUGAAGGCCUACAUUGUAGAGUGGAGGAAGUUCUUCACCCAGUGCGACAUCCUGCCCAAACCCUUCUGUCAGUUGGAGAUCACACUCAUGGGCAAACAAGGCAGCAACAAGAAAACUAACAUGGAGGACAGCAUCGUGCGCAAGCUCAUGUUGGACACGUGGAACGAGUCCAUCUUUUCCAACAUUAAGAAUCGCCUACAGGACAGCGCCAUGAAGCUCGUACAUGCCGAGAGGCAGGGGGAGGCCUUCGACUCCCAGCUCGUGAUAGGAGUACGAGAGUCGUACGUCAACCUGUGCUCUAACCCGGAGGACAAGCUGCAGAUCUACAGGGAUAACUUUGAGAAAGCCUACCUGGACUCCACAGAGAGGUUUUACAGAACACAGGCACCGUCCUAUUUGCAACAGAACGGCGUCCAGAACUACAUGAAAUAUGCAGACGCGAAGCUGCGAGAAGAGGAGAAGAGAGCGCUGAGAUAUCUAGAGACACGUCGUGAAUGUAACUCUGUUCAAGCACUUAUGGAGUGUUGUGUGAAUGCACUGGUGACCUUGUUCAAAGAGACCCUCCUCGUCGAAAGUCCGGGGAUGAUCAAACGAAACGAGACGGAUAAGCUGCACCUGAUGUUUUCACUGAUGGACAAAGUUCCCAGCGGGAUCGAGCCCAUGCUGAAAGACCUGGAGGAACAUAUCGUCAAUGCUGGACUAGCAGACAUGGUGGCUGCUGCUGAGACUAUCACAUCUGACUCUGAAAAGUACGUGGAGCAGUUGCUGACUUUGUUUAACCGCUUCAGUAAGCUGGUAAAGGAGGCCUUCCAGGACGACCCUCGCUUCCUCACAGCAAGAGAUAAGGCGUACAAGGCAGUUGUCAAUGACGCCACAAUCUUCAAACUGGAGCUGCCUUUGAAACAGAAAGGUGUGGGUAUGAAGACUCAGCCGGAGUCAAAGUGUCCUGAGCUGCUGGCAAACUACUGUGACAUGCUGCUGAGGAAGACUGCUCUGAGCAAGAAGCUCACCUCAGAGGAAAUCGAGCUCAAACUCAAAGAAGUGCUCUUGGUGUUGAAGUACGUCCAGAAUAAAGACGUGUUCAUGCGUUACCACAAAGCUCACCUGACCAGGCGCCUGAUUCUGGACAUAUCGGCCGACAGUGAGAUUGAAGAGAACAUGGUGGAGUGGCUGAGAGAAGUGGGGAUGCCUGCAGAUUAUGUAAACAAGCUGGCCAGGAUGUUUCAGGACAUCAAGGUCUCAGAGGACCUCAAUCAGGUCUUCAAAGAGAUGCACAAACACAACAGGCUGGCACUGCCAGCGGACAGUGUGAACAUUAAGAUCCUGAACGCCGGAGCGUGGUCACGAAGCAGCGAGAAGGUUUUUGUCUCGUUGCCCACGGAGCUGGAGGACCUGAUCCCCGAGGUGGAAGACUUCUACAAGAGGAAUCACAGCGGACGCAAGCUCCACUGGCAUCACCUCAUGUCCAACGGCAUCAUCACCUUUAAAAACGAGGUGGGGCAGUACGACCUGGAGGUGACGACAUUCCAGCUGGCGGUGUUGUUUGCCUGGAACCAGAGACCAAGGGAGAGAAUCAGCUUUGAGAACCUCAAACUGGCCACGGAGCUGCCCGACGCAGAGCUACGACGCACACUCUGGUCUCUCGUGGCCUUCCCCAAGCUGAAGAGACAGGUGUUGUCCUAUGACCCCCCAGUCAGCUCGCCCAAAGACUUCACAGACAGCACACUCUUCUACGUCAACCAGGAGUUCUCAAUCAUCAAAAACUCCAAAGUCCAGAAGCGGGGAAAGAUCAAUCUGAUUGGUCGGCUGCAGCUGACCACAGAGCGAAUGAGGGAAGAGGAGAACGAAGGAAUCGUUCAGCUCAGAAUACUCAGAACUCAGGAGGCCAUCAUCCAAAUCAUGAAGAUGAGGAAGAGGAUCAGUAAUGCCCAGCUGCAGACGGAGCUUGUGGAGAUCCUGAAGAACAUGUUCCUGCCUCAGAAGAAGAUGAUCAAGGAGCAGAUCGAGUGGCUCAUCGAACACAAGUACAUAAAGAGGGAAGAGGCAGACAUCAACACCUUCAUCUACAUGGCCUAGGCAGCGAGGGAGGGCUUCCUCGCGCUACUGUUUUACUCCUGGCCUUGUAACCGGCGCUUUAAAAACCCUGCGAGAAGAGAAGGAACAAAAGGAUGUGUGAGAAAUAGGGAGUGCGUUAAAGGACGAUGAGGAGGAGGAGCCUUUUCAAACAAAGUGUGGAUAUUUAUUUGUGUUCGUGAGACGCCAGUGUGUUACCGAGGAGCGAGUCGGUGUCGUCCGGCUGUCUGUCUGUCUCGACUGCCCUCUAGUGCCGGAUCAGAUCCGACGUGAGGGACGCCGUCUGCUUUCAGCGGCUGAGAGGAAAAGAAAUCGAAAUGAAAUACUUCCUGCCUUACUUUGUCAGCGACGGAGGAGCCGUGAGGUGGUUCGGGAGGACGAGCGGAACGAGCUGAUAUCAAUCCUUCGCUUUCACUUAAUGCCACGGCUGCCGUCUUGGCGGCAGUCAUUUUGCAUACCUCCUCUUCUACAUUUGUUUUAUUUUUUAACUGGGAAUGCGGAAAAAAAGAAAAGCUGCAAGUGGAAACUGCCAUUGAGGAGGAGCAGAUACGGAUGGAGAAAAAACUAUCGAGGAGUAUUUUUGUCAAAGUGUGUGUGUGUGUGUGUGUGUGUGUGUGUCUGAGUGCGUACACUUUCAACAGCAUGCUGCUCUAUGAUUUUGGUUUGUUUGGAUCUGUCACACUUAGUGGUUGUGUCUGAGAAUGUUGUGAAAUCAUGACCAGCGCCCUUUUUUAAAUGCUAUAUUAGUUUUUGUUCUUCUUUUGUUUGUUAACAGGUAAACAACUAUUGUCCGGACGCCCCUCUUGUCUGUGUUGGGAAAUGAUCACACUGCAAACUAUUUAUUUGGUGUGUAAAGACCAGCGGUCUGAACAGUGUGAGAUUAAACACCAGCCGAGUGCAUGUCGAGAAGUGUGACCAGGUGCUCCCACGUAAAAAACAAAACAAAUACUUGCAACACUGAAUAUUCUCCUUGUGAAUCCACUGAGUGUCAUUAUUUGCACAGUGUCAGUACUAGGAAAGCCAUAUUGUACUCAUCCCAACAUUCAGCUGAGGCUGUGACGCUGAAGAAGUCCGUCUGUCUCUUUAGUACUAAAUGCCAUCUGCAUGCUUUGACUUUAUUAGGAUUUUCAGCUAUUUGCUGAAUUAUAAAUAAUUACCCCCCCACCCUUCUAUAAAACACUAUGAAUUUCCAAGAUCAAAGUGAUAUCUUUACGAGAAAAUUAAAAAAGAACUUGUGUAACUGUGAUCCACCACACCACAAAGGCCGCUGCCUGCGGUGCAUUAUGGCUGCAGGGGACGACAUAAUCAAAAAAACACUGCAUCCUGAAAUACUAUCGAUUUCAUCCCAGAAGCCCCAUGGUAUCAUAAGCAUGUGCUUUUCUAGUCUUCCGACCACUCAAAGCGCUUUUAACACUACAUGUCACCCAUUCACACACUGAUGACGGGGGCUACCAUGCAAGGUGCCUUAGCUUUUCUUUUACGCAUCAGGAACACAUUGGACAGAUGCACAGACAUCAUCGUGCUCCGUACUGUUGCACAUCCUCAAUAUUCUGAGAACAUCUGAUGUUUUUCUCGUGAAUUUACAACUUUCAUCUGGGGAAUUCUGAGGUUUUUCCUCGUGUUAUUACUCCCCCUUCCCUAGACGCAGUAUUUUUUUAUAAAUGUAUCUACAAUGGCCCGAAUACACCAUCGUACUUUUCUAACUUUUCUAGGACAACUUGUGCUGCCUCCUGAGCCACAGCCUUUGUUUGAGCCACAGGUUUUGUAUAGCUCGACCUUUUUCUUUUCUUCCAGCUAUAAAGGCAGAAUGGUGGUCCGCAGCGUGUAGUAAAGCCAUCGUUAUGUUUUCUGAGCCAACAAGAAACUGCGGUACAUAAAUGCCAAAGAUUCUCCAUCAGAGAGCAGAAGUUCUUUUUUUCAAAAUGUGAAAAAGGUCCCCUUCAGUACAUAUCUUUAAAUACUCUCUAAAAAUAUAAAACCCAGUUUCAGUUGAAUGUUGGGCGGCGAAGUCGCGAGAAGCUGUAUGAAGAGGAGGAUUGGUUACUGGAACUGAGAAAGCAGUGGUGUUGCUUCUGAGAUAUUCAAUAUUUAACAAACAUGGAGAACUACAUACAGAACCGCAGCUGUUUUUCCUUUUGUCUUUUGUACAUGUUAGUUUAAAAUGAAUUCAUAGCCAUGGAAAUCUGGAUUCUAAACACUCACCAUGUGACAGUUGACCUCAAUAUACGCUGCUUCAUAAUUUUUGAUUCCAUUAUCAGAUGGGUUGUUCAGGCAGAGACGAAAAAGACUAAAGUAUGAAGAAUACUCUCUGUGUUCAUUGUGUUUCUCACGGCUUUUAUUCUCGGGAGCCUCGCGGCAUAUUAUAGGCUGCAAAUCCAAAAUUCUCCACAGAAAAAUGUCCGGCAUAAAAACAAAAGUUUGUUGUGUUUAUCAGAGGAGGGUGUUGGGAGUGCUACUGCUGCAGAAACUGUAGUACAAUAAGUAAGAAAGUUAAAAAAAGACUGCUGAGACUAAACGAGAUGAUUCAGCUGCACUGAGAUCAGAGGAGGACACGUGUCAAAAACACUGCAUUUAACAACAAAAAGAAGAGGAGACGUCCGUUAGUCACCCCACGACUGCUGUGUCUAACUCGGUGACUUCAUGUGAGCGAGUGUCGUUCUGCUCCGAUUGUUUGAGUUGUUCCUGUUGAACUGAAGUUGUGAGCAAGAGGAAAGACAACCGUGAAUGUUUGAGAUUUAAUUUUUUUUUUUAAAUAUAUAUUUAUUUAGUAUUUAUCAAAAAUGUUUUCUUUUCCAUGUUUUGUUUUGUAAGAGAUGUUUUCUCAGUGUGCAUCCACAGAGCUGACGCUGCAUUUAUUCACUGCGACAUGCUCCUCUUUUAAGAUUUUAGCCUAAUUUGAUUUCCAUUCACACGUGCAGUUUCUCCAAAUGCUGAAACGGGUUCUGGCCCUCUCCCUGAGACUUCAAGUCCAGAAUGUUGGGCAUCAUCACAGUUACAUUUUACACACUUAAAAGCCAAAAAGAGUUCUUCUUGUUACGAGCAACUCUUUUCUGAACGUGGUUAUGGUUUUUUUGGUAGGCCUUGAGAUGAAACAAACUCCCCAAGUCGAUCACAUUAUGCAGUUUUAUUCUCUAUGCACAGUCCAGUUAGUAUUUAGCAAAUUAUCUCGUGUUUUAUAACUUAUAAACAUUUAUUCUAACAUCUUUAACGCCGUAAUCUCCUCUCAUUUGAUCUCCCCCAACAAAUCAGUCGAAAUGCCAAAAACAUGAUUUGCUUUCUAUACUAUUUGAUGCCCCCGAAAACUGUGACUGAUGUAUUUGUCUUUUCUAUUAAAGAGGGAGGAGUCUUUUGUUCUGACAGAAAUGGUCCUAGAAUGCAACGCAAAGGCAAAACAAACUGCAACACGUCUACAACCAGAGAGUCUACCGUGGUCACAAGUUGGAUAUUCACAUCCUUAUGGCCACAUAUGAUUGAAAGCAGCAGAAUGAGAGCAUAACGCAUGCUGGGAAAUGCAGGUUUAAAAAAAAAAAAAAGCGGUUGAGAUGCCAGGAAAAUGAAAAAAAACAUCAUUUUGUGAUCUGAGCGUCAUUUCAUCUGCUUUGAUGCCACAGCUCUAACCAUGUUGCGGGCUACGAUCUGUAGCGCUGAGCUUUUAAACCUCGGUUUGCAGUAAUUAAUUAUUGUCUGUGCACGCGUGACAGACUACAGAGACACUGAAGGUACACGGUGGGAAUGUAACCUCACUGUUGAUAUACUUUGUGCACACAUCUGCAACAAUGUUCAACAAUUAGAAUGUUUUACGCCGUGCUUGUGGAAAGGUCGGUCCAUCAGCUAUGGGAUGGAUUGCCCCGACAAUGUUCAGACAUUCGUGGUCACUAGAGGAUGACUCGCUUGCCCCUCAGUGGCCGCUGUUUUUGGGACACCUGUACAAUCUAAUGCUCAGCUUAUGUCGACAUUGUUGGAAAUGUGGAAAUUCAGUUCUAUGUUUUAAUAUUGAGGGUCAUAGUUAAAGAAAACUAUGUUGUCGUACUGGACUCUGUUAAAUUGAGAUGUGUUUCUCUCUAUAAUGCAGUUUAACGCCAAGAUGUCAUGACGAAGACUGAACAUUUUGGGCAUCAUUCGAGCACAAUUUGUGUCAGAACAGUUGGAUUGAAUCGUCUGUACCGGUGUACCUAAAGUAGUGGCAACCGGGUGAUGGGUUCUUUUUUUCUUCUGAAAUUGACAAAACUUAUGUCACUUUGUUUCCCUUUUUAAAAAAAUAAUUUGGUGAAUAUAUUAAAUGAUGCUCCAAUUUUUGUCGUCUUUGCAAAAAGUGUAAGAACCACAGUAAGUAUGUAGAGCUUUCAACAAACUGCACAGAAUAUAUAGUUUAGCCUUUUUCUCAAGUGUGUCAUUUCCCUCCGUGGUAACGUUUGUGUUUGACAUACAGGAACUGGUCUUAUUGUACUGCCCUUUUUUUAUUCGACAUUCUGUCUUUUACAGCAUGUUUAUAUAGUUUAAUAGUGGAAUGUGUGAUAUUCUUACCAAUCAAUAAUCAGUAUUAGCUGGUGGAGCUGAAACCUCUCCAUCUGGUUGAACUUCAGUCGAGGUUAAAGGAUUUCAAAAUGUAUUUAUUUUUUUAAGCCUGUGGAGCGGGCUGUGGUCGCCAUGGUCGCUGUCCCCCCCGCCCCCCCG
Cyclopterus lumpus (lumpfish) is the source of this 7046-nucleotide messenger RNA. RefSeq names its product cullin-5-like. Bases 33 to 2375 code for a protein of 780 amino acids. Gene Ontology annotation, molecular function: ubiquitin protein ligase binding. Gene Ontology annotation, biological process: SCF-dependent proteasomal ubiquitin-dependent protein catabolic process; protein ubiquitination. NCBI's taxonomy places the organism in Eukaryota, Metazoa, Chordata, Actinopteri, Perciformes, Cyclopteridae. The transcript is spliced from 19 exons. Gene Ontology annotation, cellular component: Cul5-RING ubiquitin ligase complex; SCF ubiquitin ligase complex. The record is from RefSeq and is a predicted model, not a curated record.